Molecule: messenger RNA, 273 nt
Organism: Racocetra persica
Lineage: Eukaryota; Fungi; Glomeromycota; Glomeromycetes; Diversisporales; Gigasporaceae
Source: the annotation of a GenBank genome assembly
AUGGACCACUCAAAGAAAAAAUAUCAACUAUAUCAAGGCGAAAAAAAGCAAACAAGUAUUUUGAAUACUCCAAAUACUUCAAGCACUCCAAGUACUCCAAGCACUUCAAGCAAUUCUAUUCUGAUUAGCAAAACUAGAUUUACAAAGACCCAGCUAGAUGAGUAUAAUGGUAAUGAUAUAUUGUAUAAUAUAGAAGAUCAUUUUUCAAGUAAUGAUCAGAAUUUCGCUAAUGAUAUUUCUGAAAAUGAUGCAAUUAAUUCUAAUUCUAAAUGA